GCUGGCGUCGAAAUGGGUUCAGACCGGGGCCAGGGCUCACUUCGGGAGCGGGGCUGCUCGGCACGCACUUGAGCUCUUAAAGGAAUCUGCGCAGUUGUCCGCGACUAGUACGUCGUAAUUUCGACCAGCUAUAGUAGAACGCAAAAGUUGAGGCACGCGCUGCCUGGCGGCAUGGGAAACAAGGUGGUCACUUUCACGGACGAGCAACUCGAGGAUUAUCAGGACUGCACCUACUUUACAAGGAAAGAAAUUCUCAGGAUACAGAAGCGGUUCCGAGAGCUGGACAGCCAGCGGGUUCCCAUUGUCAUGACGGGGAACGAGGCGCACACCAUUGUCGUUCCCAUGGAGAAGAUUGAGAAGAUGCCCGAACUUAAGGAAAACCCGUUCAAGGAGCGCAUCUGCAAGGUCUUCUCGCACGACGGCAGCGGCAACAUGACCUUCGAUGACUUCCUGGACAUGCUGUCCGUGUUCAGCGAACCAUCACCACGCGACGUCAAAGUAUUUUAUGCAUUCCGCAUCUACGAUUACGACGAAGAUCAGAUGCUGGGUCCCGGGGACAUCGAAAAGGCGACGAUAGCACUGACGCGCUCCGAGCUGACACCCGAAGAGGUUCAGAUCGUGGUCGAGAAAGUGCUGGAGGAGGCCGACAUGGACGACGACGGAAAGAUCUCCUUCACCGAAUUCGAACACGUCAUCACGCGCGCACCAGAUUUCAUCAGCGCCUUUCACAUCAGAAUAUGAACCUCGUCGGGUGACACAGCCCGGAAAAAGCAAGCCUUCGUGAUUGCCCUUUCUGAGAGAAUAAGCCAACGUCAGUGAGAGGAAGCGAACCACAACACAAGCAAACUUAGGUCCAAACCACUAGCGGCCUUCAGUAUUGUCCCAUGUCUUUGGAUUUCCUUUAAAAUCAAGGCAGUCAACCCAGCACUCUGUCCUUACUGCGUCAUUCUCGUUGGAACCUACGUUGCAAUCAAUGAACGACAACCAGUUGUACCGUAAUGAAGUAUUGAAAUACUCGAUGUUUGUCACAUAAUUCAUAUAGCGCGGAAGUCGUACUAACUGUGCAUAGAGGGAGACGCCCGAAGUAAAUAAGCGAUUAUUGUGACAGAAACUCAGAAAUUUAUUUACGCAUGGUUCAUUCCAGCUAAAUGUCAAGAACAAGAUGCAGCCAGACAGCCGACAAGUGAGAGUUCCCAACGUUUGCGACCCCAAAGGGUGGGCAAGUUUUGGUGCGCAAACACUCCUGCCCCCUGCCCGAUCGUAAUUGACGGUUAUGAUCGAUUGGACA
Messenger RNA from Rhipicephalus sanguineus (brown dog tick), 1288 nucleotides. RefSeq names its product calcium and integrin-binding family member 3 (gene Cib2). The transcript is spliced from 6 exons. Lineage: Eukaryota; Metazoa; Arthropoda; Arachnida; Ixodida; Ixodidae. Gene Ontology annotation, molecular function: calcium ion binding. The record is from RefSeq and is a predicted model, not a curated record. The coding region runs from base 172 to 741 and encodes 189 amino acids.